UAACACAUCUCAUCGCUAAGCGAAAAAUGCUUUAUCCGUGUUUCUUUUCUUCUUUUUCUUUUUGCUGUCCUUGUAGUCGAGUACCACCUCGUCUUUGUCUGAAUCAUCAUCGCCACCACCAUUUAUUAGCCCAUCAAAGGCGCCUGCUGGCUGCCUAUAUACAUAACAAAAAGGAAAAGCACAAGCACAGUAAUGACAUGUGCAGUAAUCAGGAAGAACACAAAAUUCGACUGGAUAAAAGAGGAACUUCGGCUUUCAAAUGGUAUUUUUUUAUCCACUGCAUCCACACAGACCCCGGUUGAGGGACUUGGAACUGAAAUCGCCCCCUGAACGGCCCCCGGAACUCUGUCCGGUGCGGAGUCCAAUGAACCCGCUAAUCCCGCUAAGCCGGCGUACGCAGGACGCUCCGCCGACACAGCACUCGUCGUCAAAAUCGAACCUGUGGCCACACCGGCCCUUCUACAGGGGCCUGGUUCCCCCGCGCACUGAGAAUGAUAAGCCCCCCGUGAUCCGCUUCAGCACCGCCAUAGCUGCUGCCUCCGCGGUCCUCCUCGUGGCCUCCGCCCUGGUCUUCUUAGUCCUGUUCGUCCGCUGGGCUCCCCUCAAGCCCGAACACUGCAACACCGCUGCAUGCAACCAGUUCGCCAAGCUCCUGAACGACAACAUCGACUGGUCCGCGCACCCGUGCCGUAAUUUCGAUGCAUACGUCUGCAGCCGUUGGCACUCCAAAAGCAAGUACUCGGUGAGAACGGAGUUGGUCGUCAGAGCAGUCGACGCCAUGACGAACGUCGUCAGCAAGGACGUGCAGGGGACGCCCUCCACUGGCCAGGGCUUCCUGCAGAAAGUGAGCCUCUUCUACCGCUCCUGCGACAUGGUGUGGCGCGGCGAUCGCGACGAACUUCCCGUGAUCCGAGAGUUCCUUCUCCGCGCUGGCAUUGUCUGGCCGCGUCGACCCGGGACGCCCGACGUCCUGCGCACUUUGCUAAGCCUAAGCGUGGAGUUGGACUGGCCGGUCAUCAUCCACGUAGUGCUACAGAAGAAGGGUGUGUGGAUACGCAUACCUCUGUCCUUGAAUAUGGCUGUCAAAGAAAGUAAACUGCUGAGCGAUCCGCAGGACAAACGCCGCAGCUUCGACUUCCUGAAGACUAAGUUCUCUGGAGGGGAUUCCACAGGUGCCGUCGACUUCAGUGAUACCAACAGGUUGGAGUCGACAUUCUUGCAGCCCCUCGCCGACUUAGGAACAAGGGGCGCGACCGAAAAACUGAACUCAAGAAGUCUGGAAAAGAACAAGUGGCUCAAGUUGUUAGAGCAAUGGAACUUGACUGCCGCGCCGUCCUUCUUCACCGAUAGCCCGAAGUACGUAAAGAAAUUUCUCGACCUGUGGAAGCGGGAAGGCGAGGCUCACACUCACCUCUUCGUCUCGUGGAUGGCGGCCAGGUUCGUCAGCAUGUUUGCCAGCCGCGAUCUCAUUUUCAACUUUUACAGCGUGACGAACCCCGAAACUGUUUUGUACCAACACGGACGGCUUUGCUACGCGCUCGUCUACAAGUUCAUCGGAGAUUACCUCUUCGCCCCGUACAACGCACAAGUGUUUCUGCCCGUUCGACGCGACGUGGAGCGCAUUGUUUUGGACAUAAGAAACGAGCUCGCGGCUCACCUCUCCUCCACGCCACCGUUCUCCAACGAAACGUCCGCGACGUUCCGGUGGGCUUCUCUGGACGUCGUCAUGAGAGCUCUCAACCAAACUGCGCCCCACAACUCGAACGCAACUAGCGCGGCCGACACACUCUUGCCAGACAUGAACAACUCUCUCGCACACAACUGGCACGCUGCGUGGCAAACAAGUCGAUACGGGAGAGCAGACUCGGUUCCGUACACCUUGGGCUGGGAAACCAUCCUGUCCAUGUCCCUGUACACUCACUUGCACGACGACUUUGUCCUCGCGCCGUACGUCCUCUUGUUCCCGCUCUACGAUCCGAACCUGGUGGACGCCGUCAAGUACGGAUCGUUCGGAGCUGUCGUGGCAAGAGCGUCUGCUCAGAUGGCCAUCAAGCACUACGGUGGCGCUAACGCGACGGCGCAGGCCGUGGAUGACGCAUGGACAUGCGUCAAGUCCAUCGACAGAGACGCCACGUCGACGCUGCUGGACUUGGUGUCCCUGAACGUCCUCGCGGAAGCCUUCGAGGAGCAUGGUUCUUGGGGGACGCUGGCGGUCGCCAAACGCUUCACAGCUUCGCAGCUCCUCUUCGUCUCCUGGUGCUUCCAGAAGUGCCGAGGACAGUCGGAGGCUCUGGGCGACGAAUGCAACGCGGCCGUUCGUCACGUUGCCGCGUUCAGCUCGGCGUUCGGCUGCUCCCAGCGCGACCCACUUAACCCAGAGAAAAAAUGUACCUUCUUCUAGCACUACCUUGUUAUAGCCAAGACGUGAAACAACUGCGACCUAAUAGUGACGCAGAGGUGCACGACACUUGUUUCCUGCAUCGUUUGUGUUCGUUUACCGCCUUUUUUGGUUUUUGUUCUACUUUUCUGUCAUUUAUUUAUAUUUUAGCCUUCUGCGUAAUAUAUGUAGCCACAUCACAGUAUGCAUGUUGUGCGCAAGAAAAGUAUUCGGAGACAUGUAUGCGCUUUUUAGACAUUUUUUGUACCUCAUCGAGUCGAUGUAUUUGCACAAAUAUGACUAAGGAUGCGUUUCAAUGCCCUUCUAAGGAGGAGGAGGAAUGAACGUUUAUU
Dermacentor andersoni is the source of this 2730-nucleotide messenger RNA. RefSeq lists its product as uncharacterized. Gene Ontology annotation, cellular component: plasma membrane. The record is from RefSeq and is a predicted model, not a curated record. Gene Ontology annotation, biological process: protein processing. Gene Ontology annotation, molecular function: metalloendopeptidase activity. Lineage: Eukaryota; Metazoa; Arthropoda; Arachnida; Ixodida; Ixodidae.